Messenger RNA from Ostertagia ostertagi, 339 nucleotides. Lineage: Eukaryota; Metazoa; Nematoda; Chromadorea; Rhabditida; Trichostrongylidae. The record is from the annotation of a GenBank genome assembly.
AUGUAUGCUAUUGUUGUCACUGAUGGUGAACGAAUUCUUGGUCUUGGUGAUCUUGGUGCAAACGGUAUGGGAAUCCCAAGGAAUCUGAACGAUCCACUUUACAUUGGGCUUCGGCAUGAACGAGUACGUGGUGAAGAAUACGAUCGUUUGAUCGACAACUUCAUAAAAGCAGCAACUAAAAGAUUUGGCCGUGAUACACUGAUCCAAUUUGAGGACUUUGCCUUCACUAAUGCCUACAGAUUACUAGACCGAUACAAGGACGAGUACUGCGUCUUCAACGAUGAUAUCCAGGGUGAGUCGGUUUUCAAUACACAUGUGCAGUUUUACGGAAAGCUGAUA